CCGACCUGGAGCCUGCAGUUCGUGACCUCAUUCGAGAGUACCACGACAUUUUCUCAUCGUCGUUCUCGUACGCCGGCAUCCCACCGAUGCGCGACGUCGAACGCUCUAUCCAGCUUGUGCCUGACUAUCGUGUUCACCACCAGACACCCUACAGACUCUCGAUCCCCGAGGCCACCGAACUCAAGCGUCAACUUGAGGAGCUUUUGAGACUGGGUUUUAUUAAACCCAGCAACUCCCAGUGGGGUGCACCCGUCCUCUUUGCUCGCAAAACGGAUGAAACUCUCCGUCUCUGCAUCGACUAUCGCAGCCUCAACCGCUACACGGUUAAGAACAGCUACCCCAUGCUUCGUUCUGACGAGUUGCUCGACCGCCUAGCAGACAACCGCUUCUUUACGAAGAUUGAUCUUCGUAGCGGUUACCAUCAGAUCCGCGUCGUUGCAGCGGACCAACUGAAGACAACGUUCCAAUCGCGUUUCGAUCACUACGAGUUAACGGUGAUGCCAUUCGGCCUCACCAAUGCACCCGCUACCUUCCAGAGGGCGAUGAACAACAUCUUCAGGGACAUCAUGGAGCAGUACGUUCUCGUCUACCUCGACGAUACUCUGGUCUACAGUCGUACCCUUGAGAAGCAUCUCAAACACCUCCGCGACGUCCUUGACCGCUUGCGCAGACAUGACUUCUACGCCAAGCUAAGCAAGUGCCGCUUUGCCCAGCACAAAGUGAAUUUCUUAGGACACUACGUGUCUGACCAGGGUAUCCACAUGGAUGACGCGAAGAUCACUGCUAUUGCGGAGUGGCCGGUCCCCACAUCUGCCAAGCAGCUUCGCAGCUUCCUAGGCCUCACUAGCUACUAUAAUAAUUUCAUCCAAGAAUACGCUAGGUAUUCCUACGUCCUUACCUGCACCCUCCUCCGGAAGAACCCGCCAUGGGCUUGGACACCCCUCCACGAGGACGCCUUCCGCGCCCUCAAGAAGACGGUGACAUGUGCACCGGUUCUUCACCUACCCGAUUUUGAUUGCCCUUUUAUCCUUACCACCGAUGCGUCCUACUUUACUAUAGGAGAAGUGCUUUCUCAAAUUUUCCCCUCCUCUCCUGAUUCCUCUCAUUCUCGUAUCCCUCGCUUCCCACCCCCUACCCCUACCACUGCCUCUCGCCUGACGCGUACUCGUCCAACUACUAACGAACCUUCUAUUGACUAUUCUCCUACCAUCGCCGAGGACGACACUGUCGAGUCUCGCUCAGGCGAUUGUCCGAUAGCCUUCUACUCCCGUCAGCUCCCGCCCGCCGAGAUAAACUACACCGCUGAUGAACGUGAGGUUCUCGCAGUAGCUUAUGCCGCUCGACACCGGCGUCACUACCUGCACGGGGCACCAUUCACGACUGAUGGUCAGACAGAGGUCACGAACAGGACUCUCGGAGAUAUCCUUCGAAAGAUUGUUCGUGACGACCAACAGUGGGAUCUCCAUCUUGCCCACACGGAGAUGGCCUACAACCACGCCGUCUCGCCAGCCACGGGGAUGUCGCCUUACUAUUGCAACCUCGGCUAUCACCCUCGUGUUCCCGCAGACUUCCUUCGACCGUCACAGAUGCACCUGGCACGAGUUGUCCCGCGCUGGAUGAUUGGGUUGCACUUGACGUCGAUCAUGAAGACUGCACAUGAGCACAUAGCCGCUUCCCAGACUCGCAUGGCAGCACGUGCGAACCGAUCGAGGAUAGAUUAUCCAUUCAAAGUUGGUGAUGAUGUGCUUAUCGACGCCCGCCACUUACAGCUCAAAGCGGACACGCUUCACAAGUUUCGACGUCACUUCUUUGGCCCAUGCCGCAUCCUCCAGGCCGUCGGUUCUGAUACAGCUUCUAGCCCGGUUAACUUCCGAGUGAAGCUGCCCGACUACCUACGCUAGGCUCAUGUGCACGAUGUCUACCAUGUCUCGUUACUACGUUCCUACCGCAGA
This is a messenger RNA of Chara braunii, 1952 nucleotides long. NCBI's taxonomy places the organism in Eukaryota, Viridiplantae, Streptophyta, Charophyceae, Charales, Characeae. The record is from the annotation of a GenBank genome assembly.